UUUACCCUGUCUCGGGCAAAAAGCAUGAGACAGUGUCCGAAAGGGGGCCAAUUACAAUGCUGCCUGCCCCUUUUCUAGAUUCUAGGAAAUGAGAUCAUUCCCCUCACUUGGCAAGUAGGACAAGGGGUCACCCCAGGGCUAUCUUCCAAUCUAGUUUACCCCAGUCAUUUCAGGGUUAAAAUUGUAGGGUUUGCUUGAAAUGGCCUUUUUUCUUUUUUUUUAAUUUUGUAUAUGCUCUAAAAUAUAAAAUUCCUCGCCCAUCCUCCACGUAUAUUCCUUUAGUACUGGUAAGGUGUAUUAGCAGAUGUGUGUGUCUUCGUGGCCAGUAGAAAGUUAAUCAGAGAACGGAUCCUUAUUUUCUAUGGCAGCAUCCGUAUUUUAAUGUCUGCUAACCCUGUCACUAACACACAUUCUUUUAAGGGAAAAAAAUGCUUCUGUGCUCUAGUUUCAAAAUGCAAAGGUAUGAUGUUAUUUGUCACCAUGCCCAAAAAAGUCCUUACUCGAUAACUUUGCCAGAAGAGGGAGAGAGAGAGAAGGCAAAUGUUCCCCCAGCUGUUUCCUGUCUACAGUGUCUGUGUUUUGUAGAUAAAUGUGAGGAUUUUCUCUAAAUCCCUCUUCUGUUUGCUAAAUCUCACUGUCACUGCUAAAUUCAGAGCAGAUAGAGCCUGCGCAAUGGAAUAAAGUCCUCAAAAUUGAAAUGUGACAUUGCUCUCAACAUCUCCCAUCUCUCUGGAUUUCUUUUUGCCUCAUUAUUCCUGCUAACCAAUUCAUUUCCAGACUUUGCACUUCAGAAGCAAUGGGAAAAAUCAGCAGUCUUCCAACCCAAUUAUUUAAGUGCUGCUUUUGUGAUUUCUUGAAGGUCAAGAUGCACAUCAUGUCCUCCUCGCAUCUCUUCUACCUAGCCCUGUGCUUGCUCACCUUCACCAGCUCUGCCUCAGCUGGACCGGAGACGCUCUGCGGGGCUGAGCUGGUGGACGCUCUUCAGUUCGUGUGUGGAGACAGGGGCUUUUAUUUCAACAAGCCCACAGGGUACGGCUCCAGCAGUCGGAGGGCACCUCAGACAGGCAUCGUGGACGAGUGCUGCUUCCGGAGCUGUGAUCUGAGGAGGCUGGAGAUGUACUGCGCACCCCUCAAGCCUGCCAAGUCGGCCCGCUCCGUCCGUGCCCAGCGCCACACUGACAUGCCCAAGGCUCAGAAGGAAGUACAUUUGAAGAACGCAAGUAGGGGAAGUGCAGGAAACAAGAACUACAGAAUGUAGGAAGACUUUCCUCAAGAGUGAAGAAUGACAUGCCGCUGGCAGGAUCCUUUGCUCUGCACGAGUUACCUGUUAAACACCAGAAGACCUACCAAAAAAAUAAGUUUGAUAACAUUUCAAAAGAUGGGCAUUCCCCCCAAUGAAAUACGCAAGUAAACAUUCCAACAUUGUCUUUAGGAGUGAUUGUUAAAAGCUUUGCACCUUGCAAAAAUGGUCCUGGAGUUGGUAGAUUGCUGUUGAUCCUCUAUCGGUAAUGUUCUAUAGAGAAAAUAUAUAUAUAUCUAUAUAUAUAUCUUAGUCCCUGCCUCUCAAGAGCCACACAUGCAUGGGUGUUGUAUAGAUCCAGUUGCACUAAAUUUGUCUCUGAAUCUUGGCUGCUGGAGCCAUUCAUUCAGCAGCCUUGUCUAAGUGGUUUAUUAAUUUUUUUAUUUGCACUUCUUUCUACACAACACAGGCGGUUUGUUUUCCAGUGUCUGAUAACCUGGUUU
Molecule: messenger RNA, 1743 nt
Organism: Ceratotherium simum simum (southern white rhinoceros)
Lineage: Eukaryota; Metazoa; Chordata; Mammalia; Perissodactyla; Rhinocerotidae
Gene: IGF1
Product: insulin like growth factor 1
Biological process (GO): negative regulation of apoptotic process; positive regulation of cell population proliferation; insulin-like growth factor receptor signaling pathway
Cellular component (GO): extracellular region
Molecular function (GO): hormone activity; insulin-like growth factor receptor binding; growth factor activity
Source: RefSeq, a predicted model, not a curated record